CUUGACCUGUUGUGUUGACUCAAUUAAAUAAUAUAUAUAGAUUUAAAAUGGACGACUCACAGUCCAAGUUUAGGCCUCUCCUAGAUGAGGCAACACCUACCGUACAGAAGGUUGACCCUGAAAGCAAGUCUGAGACUAGCGAGAAGGAUAUCUUAAUAUCUACAAAGAAACCAAGACUACAUCCAGGUUUGUCAGGAAGCUUAGCAAAAGCUGAGGCUUAUGCCCUCAAACACGCAUCAGGUAGGAAUCUUGAAGAUGAUUCAGAUGAGUCUGAAAUGGAUGAUGCUUUCAAACAAACUCUUGAAGAUGCAACGCCAAAUACAAAGAGAAAACUACUUGAUGAAGCUGAAGAUGAGAAAAAGGGCAAGAUAGGUCCAGUAGCUACUUUCUUUACACUCAUUAAAGGAUUUGUCGGAACUGGAAUUUUAUUUGUCCCAAAGGCUUAUUAUACUGGAGGAUGGGGAUUCAUGUCAAUUGCCUUAACCCUAAGUGCCCUGCUUACCUGCUUCGCCUCUGUAAAGCUUAUCCAGAUUAGGGCUAAGUACAAAAUGAAUUACUCUGAGAUAGGCUUUAAAGCUUAUGGAGCGUUUGGGAAAUUCCUGGUUGAUUUCUUCUUAUUGCUCACCCAAUUCCUAUUUGUGACUGCUUAUAUUACAUUUAUCGCAAAUAGUAUGAAUAAUGUUCUCAGAGAACACUUUAAUUAUGAGCUUAACAAAUGGAUCUAUGGAGGGAUCUUGUUCGUUUUAUUUAGUUUGAUGUGAUGGGUCAGAAAAAUUGAGAAAUUUGCAAUCUUCCAUAUUUUUGCCGAUGUAUCCAUCGUAAUUGGUAUCACAGUUAUCUGUGUGUAUGGAGUGAAGGAAGGAGUCCAGAACGGAUUUAAGACAGACAAUAAUUUCAUUAAUACUGAUACAUUUUUGACAGUUAUUGGAUUUGCAGCCUAUUCAUAUGAAGGAAUUGGUCUAAUACUGCCAAUCAUGGAGACCACAUCAAGACCAGAUAUCUAUCCUCACAUCCUAGUGGGAGUUAUACUCUUAUUAAACUGUAUAUUUAUGUUCUUUGGAAUCUUACUAUAUUUUUCCUUCGGAAGAGACAAAAUUAGCUCUAAACCUUUGGUCACCGACAUCUUACCUUCAAAAGAUAUCCCAAUCACAAUUGUUGAGAUAAUAUGGGUGAUCAAUAUUAUUUUGACAUAUCCACUCAUGUUUUAUCCCUCCCAUAAAGUUUUUGAGAGUUAUGUGUAUGCUGGGUUUAAGAAAGGGCAGCUACGUAAAUGGCUCAAAAACUUAACAAGGACCAUAUUUGUCUCAUUCACAGUCGUCUUAUCUCUUAUCCUUGCUGAUACACUUGAUAAACUAGAAUCCAUAAAUGGAGCAUUUGCCUGUAUUCCGAUGGCCUUUGUGCUCCCAUGUUUGUUCCAUUACAAACUUUUAGCAGAGACCAAACUUCAAAAAAUUAUUGACUUGACAAUAGUGGGAUGCAGUCUUGUCCUAAUGGUUGUAUGCUCAGUGAUGACGUUCCUCAAAUGGAAUGAUUAG
Moneuplotes crassus is the source of this 1535-nucleotide messenger RNA. The record is from the annotation of a GenBank genome assembly. Lineage: Eukaryota; Ciliophora; Spirotrichea; Euplotida; Euplotidae.